This is a messenger RNA of Chrysochloris asiatica (Cape golden mole), 2412 nucleotides long. RefSeq names its product RALBP1 associated Eps domain containing 1 (gene REPS1). Gene Ontology annotation, molecular function: calcium ion binding; protein binding. The transcript has 17 exons. Bases 105 to 2222 code for a protein of 705 amino acids. Gene Ontology annotation, cellular component: plasma membrane; cytoplasm. Gene Ontology annotation, biological process: endocytosis; endosomal transport. Lineage: Eukaryota; Metazoa; Chordata; Mammalia; Afrosoricida; Chrysochloridae. The record is from RefSeq and is a predicted model, not a curated record.
GGAGGCCGGGCCGCGAGGCCGCGCGCUGCCCCAGCAGCCCCGGGGUCUCGGGGUCGGGCCCGGGUGUUGCAUGCGGGGCGGGGCGGCGGUGAGCCCAGGCGAAGAUGGAAGGCUUAACGCUGAGCGAUGCGGAGCAGAAAUACUAUUCGGAUCUCUUCUCCUACUGCGACAUCGAGAGCACCAAGAAGGUGGCCGCCAACGGGCGGGUGUUGGAACUGUUCCGGGCCGCGCAGCUGCCCAACGACGUGGUCCUUCAGAUUAUGGAGCUGUGUGGUGCAACAAGACUUGGUUAUUUUGGAAGAAGUCAGUUCUAUAUUGCUCUGAAACUUGUAGCCGUUGCCCAGUCUGGUUUCCCUUUAAGAGUGGAAAGUAUAAAUACAGUAAAAGACCUUCCUCUGCCAAGAUUUGUAGCUUCAAAGAAUGAACAAGAGUCUCGCCAUGCAGCCUCAUAUUCUUCAGAUUCUGAAAACCAAGGGUCUUAUUCUGGUGUAAUUCCUCCCCCUCCUGGCAGGGGACAAGUGAAAAAGGGAUCCAUAAGCCAUGAUGCUGUUCAGCCCCGCACAGCUUCGGAUCCCCAGGAACCUGCAUCCCCAGUAGUUUCACCACAGCAGUCUCCGCCAUCUUCUCCACACACUUGGAGGAAGCAUAACCGUCAUCCCAGUGGGGGAAAUAGUGAGAGGCCUCUUGCAGGACCUGGGCCAUUUUGGUCACCGUUUGGUGAUGCACAAUCAGGUUCCUCUGCUGGGGAUGCAGUGUGGUCAGGCCAUUCUCCACCUCCACCUCAAGAAAACUGGGUCAGUUUUGCAGACACUCCACCAACCAGUACUCUUUUAGCCAUGCAUCCUGCUUCUGUCCAGGACCAGACAACAGUCCGAACUGUAGCAUCAGCUACAACUGCCAAUGAAAUUCGUAGGCAAUCCAGUAGUUAUGAUGAUCCCUGGAAAAUAACAGACGAACAAAGACAGUAUUAUGUAAAUCAGUUUAAAACCAUUCAGCCUGAUCUAAACGGAUUUAUUCCAGGAUCUGCAGCUAAAGAAUUUUUUACAAAAUCAAAACUUCCUAUUCCUGAACUUUCUCAUAUUUGGGAACUCUCAGACUUUGAUAAAGAUGGUGCGUUGACACUGGAUGAGUUUUGCGCUGCUUUUCAUCUGGUAGUUGCUAGGAAGAAUGGCUACGACUUACCUGAAAAACUGCCUGAAAGCUUAAUGCCCAAACUGAUUGACUUGGAAGAUUCAGCAGGUGUUGGGGAUCAGCCAGGUGAGGUAGGUUAUUCAGGCUCUCCUGCAGAAGCACCUCCAAGCAAGUCACCAUCAAUGCCAUCCCUAAACCAGACUUGGCCAGAGCUGAAUCAGAGCAGUGAGGAUACUGCUAUUGUUCAUCCAGUUCCCAUUCGAAUGACUCCCAGCAAAAUCCACAUGCAGGAAAUGGAGCUUAAAAGAACUGUCAGUGAUCAUAAUAAUCCCACUAGUCCAUUGCUUGUGAAACCACCUGACCUUUCAGAAGAAAAUAAGAUAAAUUCAUCGGUGAAAUUUGCUUCUGGAAAUACUGCAGGACAACAACAGGCUGGAGUUGUUGCCCAUCCUCCUGCAGUGCCUCCACGACCGCUGCCCGCACAGGCUUCUGGUCCCGUUGUGCAUCGCCCAGUGGAUGCAGAUGGCCUAAUAACUCACACUAGUACCUCACCUCAACAGAUACCAGAGCAACCCAAUUUUGCAGAUUUCAGCCAAUUUGAAGUAUUUGCUGCAUCAAGUGUAAAUGAAGAACAAGAUGAUGAAGCUGAGAAGCAUCCAGAGGUCUUGCCGGUUGAAAAGUCUUCUGAUCCUGCAAGUUCUCUUCGAGGUGCCAAAACGGAGAAUAAAAUUGAAGAAAAGACAGCUGCUAGUGUUCCCGCAAAUGUGAGCAAAGGCACAACUCCUCUUGCUCCACCACCUAAACCUGUUCGAAGAAGAUUAAAAUCAGAAGAUGAAUUAAGGCCAGAAGUCGAUGAACAUCCACAGAAGACAGGUGUCUUAGCUGCGGUUCUUGCCUCACAGCCUUCUAUUCCAAGAUCUGUUGGGAAAGAUAAGAAAGCUAUUCAGGCAUCUAUUAGACGAAAUAAGGAAACGAACACAGUUUUGGCCAGAUUGAAUAGUGAAUUGCAGCAACAAUUAAAGGAUGUUCUUGAGGAGAGAAUUUCCCUGGAAGUUCAACUGGAACAACUCCGACCAUUCUCCCACCUAUAAGCCAAUUGCCGUUCACUGUGAACAUACCCACUUUUAAGCAGUUUUGGGUUCAAAGCCAAUUUGGAGACCCAGACAUUCAGCUCACUGCUUAAUUCAACAUUAAAUUUAUGAUUCUGUUUUGCUCUAUAUGUUCACCAUUGUAUUUAAGUGUCUUUUAUUUUUUAAUUUCAACAAUAAAAGGGUCAGGAUG